Messenger RNA from Salpingoeca rosetta, 1884 nucleotides. RefSeq lists its product as uncharacterized. NCBI's taxonomy places the organism in Eukaryota, Choanoflagellata, Craspedida, Salpingoecidae. The record is from RefSeq and is a predicted model, not a curated record. Bases 1 to 1884 code for a protein of 627 amino acids. The transcript is spliced from 3 exons.
AUGUGUGUUCGCGCAUCGCUGGUGCUGCUCACUGUUGCUGUGUGCGUAUGCUUGUGUGCCUGUGACGUCCACGCAACGACAUACUAUGUGUCGCCAGCACACGGGAGUGACAGCAACCAUGGCAAAUCUCCGUCAAAGCCAUGGAAAACGCUGGCCAAGGCGUCUUCGCAUCGCUUCGUCUCAGGCGACUCACUGCUGUUGGAGCGAGGCGGCAGAUUCCACAACGAGACGCUGUUCAUUGCACCGGUAGAUGGCUUUGUGCUUGGCGACUAUGGCUCUGCCAACUUGUCGAGGCCAACAAUCGUGCACUACCGCCCGUCAACCAAGUCCUAUGUCAACUGCGUGGAGCUCGUCGACGUUGACAACGCUGUCGUGCGCAACAUCCAUUUGGCCGGGUGCUUCAUUGGCCUGCAGUUUUCAUUCACACCGGGACGAAACCACUCCAACGUGCUGGUGGACAACUGCCACCUGCGGGACCUGCACCAUCCAUAUGAGAGCUAUCAGCCAUCCGACCCCCAGUGGGCACGCGCCAUCUCCGUUGUUGGCAGCGGCGGCGGCGCGUUUGUGUCCAACUUCACGGUGCAGCACACCACCGCCACGCGCAUCGACACGUUCUUUGGGUCUGGCGGGGUGUUCAUCUCCGGGCUGAACCUCGACAGCAACACGGUGGCGCAGUGCGGCGGCAACUGCUAUGGCCUCAGCGGCGGCACAGACAUGCACAUCACCAACUCCGUGUUCCUGCGCGACGCACCGGAGACGCUGUUCCUGUAUGGCACGACAGAUGUCAUCAUCGGCACCAUCAGCGGAGACAACUCCAUCGAGGACUGCGACUUCAACACGCGCGGCGAGUAUGAGGCGGGCCCCGAUGGGUGUGCCAUUGACUUUGAGACGUCUGCCAUGGGGUUUGCCAUCCGCGGCAACACCAUCUACCGCUCUUGGGGCGGUGGCAUCAUGGUGUUUGGACACGCCACCACCUCGCACGGCUUCAACAUCUCCGACAACACGUUUGUGUACGCCGGGUGCGUGCAGCCCCGCGACGACAAGGCGGGGAUUGCUUUCAUGUGUCCUGGCGGCCACAAGCCGAGCGGGCUGGUCUCUGACAACGUGUUUGUCACGUGCGACGGCGUUCCUGCCAUGUUCGAUGCUGUCAAAGGGUGCAGCAACAACGUGACCAAGAUCAACAACUCCAUCGACGGUACUGCUGUUGUUGAGCAGCCGCAGAUCACCUUCUCCCCGCCACCACCGACCUCCAACGCCACCCGCGUCACCAUCCCGGCCCUCGCUGUCACCCGCACAGCCAACGCCACGAUCCGCUACACGCUCGACGGCUCGCGCCCCACCACCUCGUCGCCCGUCGUGCCCGCUGGCGGCGUGGCCAUCACGUGGCCGGGCCCGGACAUCGUCAUGAAUGUGCGCGCGUUCCACGCCGGCAUGAGGCCGUCAAUCACCAAUGGCGUCGUGAUUGAGCGCAGCCUGUACCGCCCGCGCGGGUCGGCCGGCAUCGGAUAUGUGCGCAGCAACCUGGAUGCACUCACGGUCAACGCGAGCAGUGGUGGCGAGGCGUGGGUGCGUGGCUGGGCGGUGGACACGAGCCUGCCCGGCUUGGGCCGCGAACCCGUCACCGUGCGUGUGGACGUGGAUUUGCAGCCGGUGGCGUACGUGGUGGCCAGCCUGGCCCGUCCUGACCUGGUGGCCGCUGGCGUGGCGCCCGACCCAAAUCACGGCUUCAAUUUGCAGCUGAGUGGCACGAUUGCGCGCUCUCUGCUUUCGGGCAACCACAUUGUGGACGUGUUUGUGGUGGAUUCCCCCAUGACACGCCUGCAGCCCACGCGCGUGGCCCUCUCGCCAAUGUGCACAUGCAACGGCGUCGUUUGCCCUUGCUGA